Eutrema salsugineum is the source of this 940-nucleotide messenger RNA. Its product is annotated as pectinesterase inhibitor 9. NCBI's taxonomy places the organism in Eukaryota, Viridiplantae, Streptophyta, Magnoliopsida, Brassicales, Brassicaceae. Gene Ontology annotation, biological process: negative regulation of catalytic activity. The transcript has a single exon. Gene Ontology annotation, molecular function: enzyme inhibitor activity. Bases 65 to 682 code for a protein of 205 amino acids. The record is from RefSeq and is a predicted model, not a curated record.
CACAUAUUGCGUUUUAAUUGAGACACACCACAAAUAGAACAAAUAGCCCCCACCACCUACACCAAUGGAACCAAAGCUAAGCCAUCUUUGCUAUUGCCUUCUACUUCUUCCACUACUCUUCCAACACACCAUAGCCAAACCUUCAUCAUCACCAAACCCUAGCAACAGCAUCAACUUCAUUGUAUCUUCAUGCCGUACCACGCGUUACCCAACGCUCUGCUUCAAAUGCCUCGUGGCUUUCGCCAGCAAAAUCCGCUGCAAGGAAAACCGGCUAGCUCAAACCGCUUUAGCCGUUACUCUAGUUCGGGUUCGCUCCACAACGGUCUACGUAGCGAAGCUGACUAAAGCAAGAAGGAUCAAACGGAGAGAGUACUUAGCCGUGAAAGAUUGUGUUGAGACUCUUGGAGACGGUUUAGCGAUGUUGACUCAGUCGAUGAGGGAGAUGAAACAAGUGGGUCGAUCUGGUCGUAGUCAGGACGAGUUCUUGUGGCGGCUAAGUAACGUUGAGACUUGGGUUAGUGCUGCUUUGACGGAUGAGACAACGUGUCUUGAUGGGUUCGAUGGAAAGGUUAUGGACGGUGUGGUGAAAUCGGCGAUUAGAAGAAGAGUGGUUCAUGUGGCUCGAGUUACUAGUAAUGCCUUGGCUCUUGUAAACCGAUUUGCGGCUAGGCAUAAAUCAUAGUUUCGACUAAUAAAUUAAAGGAAUAUUCGGUCCUUAAUUAGGUUUUGUCAAAUCUUUCUUUUCUUGUUCUUCUGUUUAUGUUUUUGCAUUUUGGGAUCUUUAUGAUGGUUCCUUGUAUUUAUGUGUAGUCUUGUGCUUUAUGCUUUUAUCAUGGUUUUGACUCUAUUGAGUAGAGAUAAUUGGAUAUAUGGUUAAAAGAUGUGGCCAUCAAAAUUGGUUGUACUCCUACAUAUAAUUAAAUUAAGAUUUGAGAGUUAA